Messenger RNA from Eimeria acervulina, 418 nucleotides. RefSeq lists its product as hypothetical. The transcript is spliced from 2 exons. The annotation marks the transcript as partial. The record is from RefSeq and is a predicted model, not a curated record. NCBI's taxonomy places the organism in Eukaryota, Apicomplexa, Conoidasida, Eucoccidiorida, Eimeriidae.
GAGAUUGGCGGAGGCUGUCCAUUCUGAGGGUGUGUUUUUGGGGGUGUCUCAAUGCGGUGUGGUUCGUCGCCUCUGCGUUUGGCGGGCAGGUUCUGUCAUAACCAGCUGUUACAGAAAUUUGGUGGGGCAGUAUCUGGCUAGCGUGAUCGAAUGGAGGAGCGGCGAAUGCGCGUUUUGGUACAAGGGGCGGGGAGUGCGGGAAGUGAGGGCGGCGGUUCUCUGGGCAGGUCUGGUGUGGAUGAAUAUGCCUGAGUUGACGUGCAGCGAGUGGUGGGAUGCUGGACUGCAGCUAGGUUGUGGUGGGGAUAAGUUGCCCCAGGCCCGAUGUGGAAGGUCCACUGUUGCGCGCGUGGGUGACGUCUCUCAUGCGCUGGGAAAAUUCGCAUGUUGUAAGCCCUUUGACAGGGAGCAAUUCUAA